This is a messenger RNA of Triticum turgidum subsp. durum (durum wheat), 1827 nucleotides long. Lineage: Eukaryota; Viridiplantae; Streptophyta; Magnoliopsida; Poales; Poaceae. The record is from the annotation of a GenBank genome assembly.
AUGGGGUGGCCGACGUGUGCCCAGGCAAUAUGGGCGGCGGCCGCGAUGGUGGCGAUGCUUGCCGCGGCGGUAGGGGAAUCCGACGCGGGCGAGCUAGAGCGCGCGUUUCCGAUCGUGGAGCCGGAUUACGGCCACACUAAGCUCCGUCUUUCGAAGCAAGGCCUGGAGGCAAUCCAAAGGAUCAACACCCCGAUAGCUGCUGUCUCUGUCAUUGGUCCAUAUCGAUCUGGAAAGUCUUUCCUUCUCAACCAGCUUCUCUCCUUGUCAUGCGACAAAGGUUUUGGAGUUGGACACAUGCGAGAUACCAAAACCAAAGGUAUAUGGAUUUGGGGUACUCCCGUUGAGGUCUAUGUUGAUGGCUCCAAGGUGUCUGUCCUUUACCUGGACACUGAAGGAUUCGAGAGCAUUGGAAAAUCCAAUGUAUAUGAUGACAGGAUAUUUGCUCUGGCAGCUGUCCUGAGUUCUCUUCUUGUCUACAAUCUCCCUGAGACGAUUCGUGAAGCUGAUAUAUCCAGACUCUCAUUCGCUGUUGAACUUGCUGAAGAAUUCUACGGAAGGCUGCAGGGCCAAGAUGUUGCUUUUGAGCCGGCAAAACUUCUGUGGCUGAUACAGAGGGAUUUCCUUGAAGGAAAAUCUGUACAGCAGAUGGUUGAUGAAGCUCUCCAACGGGUGCCUAACAGAAAUGGAGACAAAUAUAUUGACGAGGUCAACCAAAUCAGAGACUCGUUGGCAAUUAUGGGUGAUAACAGUACUGCUUUUAGCUUGCCCCAGCCUCAUCUCCAAAGAACAAAGUUAUGUGAUCUGAAAGACCAGGAACUUGAACCAUUGUAUGUACAAAGGAGGGAUGAAUUGAAGCAAUUAGUUGCAUCCAUGGUAAAACCAAAAAUUGUGCAGGGUAGAACUUUAAAUGGAAAGGAGUUUGUAGCCUUCUUAGGGCAGAUACUUGAAGCUUUGAAUAAAGGCGAAAUUCCAUCGACAGGGUCGCUUGUUGAAGUUUUCAAUAAGGGCAUCCUUGAACGUUGCUUGAAGGUGUAUACUGAAAGAAUGGAAAUAGUGGCUCUACCAGUAUCAGUUGAUAAACUUCAGCUGGCUCAUGGGUUGGCAGAAGAUGAAGCUAGAAAGCGUUUUGACAAGCAACAUUUUGGUAAACAUUAUGCUGCUCAGUCCUUCCUCAAUCUUGAUGAAGAAAUAAAAAAGGUGUUCAGAAGCUAUGGAUUAGCCAAUGAGUAUCAGUCAUCAAAGCUGUGUGAAGCAAAGUUCUCAGAGUGUGAAGAAAAAAUGGAUCACCUUCAAGCCUUGAAGCUUCCUUCCAUGGCAAAAUUCAAUGCAGGAUUUCUCCGCUGCAACCAAAGUUUCGAAAUGGAGUGUGUGGGGCCUGCCAAGGGUAGCUAUGAGCAUCGAAUGUCAAAGAUGCUCGCAAGGUCCCGUGCUCUGUUCAUCAGGGAGUAUAACAACAAACUCUUCAACUGGCUGGUGAUCUUCUCCCUAACCAUGGUGGUGAUCGGGCGAUUCAUCGUAAAGCUUCUUCUACUUGAAGUUGCUGCAUGGGUGAUGUUCAUCUUCCUGGAGACAUACACGAGGUUGUUCUGGUCAUCGGAAUCGCUCUACUACAACCCCAUCUGGCACGCCAUCGUCUCUUCGUGGGAGGCCAUUGUGUACAGCCCUGUUCUUGAUCUUGACAGAUGGGCAAUCCCAAUUGUUGUCAUGCUGUCCUUCUUAGCUGUUUAUUGGCGUUGCAUCGGCGCAAGGGGAAGGAUCGGUCGGUCGGUGUUACCCAUGUACAAUGGGUCUUUCAGAAGCAGCUCCGGUCGGCCCAGGACGGAUUAA